Cucumis sativus (cucumber) is the source of this 2858-nucleotide messenger RNA. RefSeq lists its product as uncharacterized. The transcript is spliced from 3 exons. NCBI's taxonomy places the organism in Eukaryota, Viridiplantae, Streptophyta, Magnoliopsida, Cucurbitales, Cucurbitaceae. Bases 499 to 2517 code for a protein of 672 amino acids. The record is from RefSeq and is a predicted model, not a curated record. Gene Ontology annotation, molecular function: nucleic acid binding.
AGGAUAUUUUAGUAUUUUCAGUUCUAAAAGGUAAAGUCCUUCUUUCUCAUUUCUCUAGCGUUGGUAGAUCGAUGCACAGCUCGAACCCUAGGGCAAAUUCCAUCUACGUUUCUCUGUAUCAGCGAUUCAUCUUGCCUUUCAACUAUGAUGUUGGAGGUUGAUUUUGAUUCGAACAGGGCAACUGAUCGGUACACACUUUGUUGAGGCUGCAUUUGGCAGAUUUCCACUAAAGGGAGGAUCAACAUUGAUUUAGAUUUACCCGGGGGUGUCCACUGACGAUAAUUCUUUGAAGGCUUUUAAAAGUUGAAGCUUGAAACUCGAUCUAGCCAUACUUGGUAUAAUUGGCAGCUCCCUCGAGAAGUUUGGUAGUAAAAAUGAUUUCAGUGUUCCGCAUAGUACAAUACUACAAAUGGUAAUGAUGAAAUUGAAAUCUCGAAGCAUUUAGCCAGUUAAGAAGCUACAAUAUUAAAGGGAGAAUAAAAUUGCAGUGUAAAUUUGAUGGUGGACAGAAUUGAAAAUCUAGCCACUGACAGUCAUAUUAUGAAGACAGGGGUUUUAAAAGAUCUAGAUGAGGCAAAUUUAUUUGAUGUUGUUGUUGAAGAGGACCCACAUGUUUUUAUGGAUGAAGAAGAAUUUUCUGAUGACGUCAGUGGAGAUUCAGCUGACUCAGUUGUGGAUUUUAAUGUCUCUGAUCUAGUAUGGAGCAGAGUACCGAGCCAUCCUUGGUGGCCUGGGCAGAUAUGUGAUCCUGCAACAUCAUCAAAAAAAGCCAUGAAAUAUUUCAAAACAGGUAGAUAUCUGAUCGCCUUUUUUGGGGAUCAUACAUUUGCAUGGAAAGAGGCAGCAAUGGUAAAACCUUUUGAGGAAUAUUUUUCAGAGUUGCAGAAGCAGAACAAAUUGGAAAGUUUUCAUCAGGCAAUUGAUUGUGCGUUGGAAGAGUUCUCCAGACGAGUUCAGUUUAGCCUUGCAUGCUCUUGUUUAUCAGAAGAAUUGUAUUUGAAGCUCCAAACUCAAACAAUUACUAAUGCAGGAAUCCGCAAGAAGUUUAGUAGAAGUGUGGGUGGGGACAGCUUUCUUACUGCAGCAUCUUUUGAUCCAAUGAAGCUUAUAAACAUUGUUAAGGAAGUAGCCAUGUCACCUGCUGGUGAAGUUGACAAGUUAGAACUAGUUCGCGCACGUGCUCAGUUGUUGGCAUUCAAUCGAUGGAAGGGUUAUUAUGAACUGCCCAAGUUUCAUAAACACAAUGUAGUGUUCAAUGAUAUUGAUCACAUUUUGGAUGUAAAAAAUGAUUAUCAAAGUGAAUUGAUGGAGGAUAUAGCUAUAGACAUUAAACAUGAUGAAGCGACCCCAACUGGGGGAGGAAAUUUGAAAUUUCAAGACAAUUCCAGCGGCAAGCGUAAGGAUAAUUCUGAGGACAUAAAAGUCACUAGUAUAAAGGGCAAGAAUUUGUCUAAUUCAAUUUCCGAAAAGCCUCGUCGUGGACGGAAGAAGAAACCUAGAUCUGAAGACUAUGCUGGCAAUGAAUUGAGUUGGCAUGCUUCAAUUACAAAAUAUGAGGUAGGCUGUAAUGACACUACUAUAAACAUUCCAAUAACUCAUGUUGAGUCUGGGAAGACAGGCCAAACUUUUAGAGUUGGAGAUCGCAUUCAAAAGGUCGCUUGCAAAUUGAACGAGUCGAAUUCAAUGUUGAAGCAUGAUGAUGGAAUAUCUCAAAAUGUUGUUCCGAAGGGGAGGCAAGGCAGAAAGCGCAAGGAUACUUCGGAACUAGUUUCUGGUGGGAAGACUGGAAAUAAGGCGACGGAGGCAAAUAAAAGAAGAAACAUAUCCCCAGUAGAAGCUUCUGACUCUGAAUUUAUUAAGGAUACAUAUUGGACUGAUAGGUUAAUCCAGGGUAUUGCUGAAGAUCAAUUAUCUUUUGAAAAUCAAAAUGAAACUGUGGAUGCUGUCUUGACUGCAAGUGAAAGGGUUGUCCAAAAUCAAAUUGAAACUGGGCGUGUUCAUAAUCAAAAUGAAACUGUGGAUGCCCACGUCCAGACUGCAAGUGAAAGGGUUGUCCAAAGUCAAAAUGAAACUGUGGAUGCCCAUGUCCAGACUGGAACUGAAAUGGUUGUCCCUACGGGUCUGAAUUCUACUGAUAAAGAUGGGCCUCUUGAAUCUGUUGAACCAGAAUCGGAGAAUGGUGUGGAGGAUCCCUAUCCCACAGCUCUGAUUUUAACCUUUACAGACUUAGAUUCUGUCCCUUCAGAAGCAAAUUUGAAUGAUAUAUUUAGAAAAUAUGGGCCUUUGUACGAGUCGAAGACUGAAGUUAUGAAGAAAAGUAGACGCGCUAAAGUAGUUUUCAAGAGAACUUCUGAUGCUGAAACAGCUUUCAGCAAUACGGGGAAAUGUAGCAUUUUUGGUACUGCCCUUGUUAGUUACCGCCUCAAGUUCUUGCCUCCAACCAAAGUUUCUUUGCGUCAGACCAAGAGAUGCAGAAAAGACGCAAAUCUUGAGAACAAACUGCUACUUGAUGCUUAAAGAUUCAGGUUUUGAAAUGCAGCCUUCUCGCCAACUUGAAGAGAAACCAGUAUGUACUACUUUCGCUUUAAGUAAUGUAUGUUUUCACCCAUAUUGAUAGUUUAACUUGGUAGAGUUAACUUGCAAAUAAAUAGGACAUGGCUGAUACUUUUUUCAUAGACUUGGUAGUAAUGAUAGUUGGAAUUAGUUUGUACAUGGUAGUUUAUCUGUCAAAGGGCAUAUUGGAGUGAAAUCAUGUCCUCAUUUACUGCCUUUCGUAUUUUGUAGGACAAUAUUAUAUAUGUUGUACUACUGCAUCAUGGAUUGUUGCCUAAGAUAGUGGAUUUUCUUAACUAAUUUCA